AUGUCUUCUAAUAUCUUAAUGGAAAAUGAAGGCCGCAAGAUCAAAACCUUUACUCUUCUUUACCUACAUGAAUUAUUGCAUCUCGAAAUUGAUAGCAAGCUUAUUGAAAGAAAACGACAAGAUACAUUAGAAAUAUGCAGAAUUUUUAACGAAGAAAAUAAAUAUCUGCAAAGUAACUAUGCAAGUGAAUUGGAUAUUAACAAACAUAACAAAACUAAUCAAAGAAUUAAGAGAAGCGUUAGUAAAAAUCAAGUUACUAGCUCUUCCUUAAAUAAAGAAGAUGUAGCAAGAGUAGAAAACAUAGUUGACAAAUUAUACGAUGACUUAGAGCAAAGCGGUACAGUUGCUUAUAGACGAAGAAUCGUAGAAAAUAGGCCCAAAAAUAAUGUGUCAAAUAGUACCAUACAAAGACGUUUUAAUUUUGCGCCUGCGCGACUAUUUGGACCUCUACCAAUACAGGAAAAAGAAAUAAAAUUACAAUCAGGCUUGCCCAAAAUAUCCUGGAUAAAAAAGUGGACACAUGGAAUUAUACCAUUUUAUAUAGAUUCUAAUACUUAUGAUUCCCUUCUAGCAGGGACUAUUAUAAAAGCUUUUGAUUAUUUCGAGAAGGUAACAUGCAUUCGGCUGCAACGCCUUCGUGAACGUCCGACAGAUAAGCGAUCGUUGCAAAGCGUAGAGUGGUUGUAUAUCACCAAUCCUUCUGGAAUACGUCAAUGUGUCCAUAGCAACGAACGUAAGCCUAACACUGGCGUUCAGAUGAUGGUUCUCGGUUAUGAUUGCUUAUCACAAGGAGAAAUUGUACAUGAAGUUAUGCAUGUUUUGGGUUUCUCCCAUGAACAUACUCGUCCAGAUAGAGAUCGAUAUGUGACUAUAAUGUGGAACAAUAUUAAAUCUGGUUACAAAAAAUAUUUUGAGGUAAGAGAAGUCGAUCCUUUAUCGAAUCUACCCUAUGACUUUGCGAGCGUACUUCAUUAUCCGCCGCGGGCAUUUUCCAAAAAUGGACAACUAACAAUUAUGACUGAGAACACUUGUCCAAGUGUAGUUAAAUUCAAUACAAAAUCAAAGGAAGUAACAGCAAAAGAAAUAGAGGACUAUUACAAAGAUAGAGUGUGGCCAUAUGGAGUCGUAAAUUAUAAAAUAAAAGAUGAAAUGGAAUUUACCGCUGAAGAAAGAGAAAAUAUUAAAGCUGUUUUGAGUCACAUUGAGAAAGAGACGUGCAUUGAAUUUAGAGAUAUCAGUGUUGCUGAAGAAAAUUCUAAAGAGGAAGAAAAUAAUAAAGAUGAUUAUGAUGAACCAAAUGAUGACGAAGAUAAAAAUAAUCGGAAUAAUACGAUAAAAGUAGUGCCUAAAAUGAAGGAUAAUAAUAGCAAUGUAACCAGUGCAAGUGACGUAGAUAAUGAAAUAAUACCCACAGAAAAACCUGACGAUUCAAUCACUGAAGAAUCAGCGAACGAAAAUAUUAAAGAUGAAAACGAUGGUAACAAAAAUUUAUCUUUGAGAUUUAGCAAGAGUAAGAGAAGACGACAUACCCCGGUAGUAAAUACAGAAAAAAGCACGGUAUAUACAAAAAAAAUCAGGAUUAGCUUAGUACCUUUGUCUCCUUCGAGACGACAUGCAGUUAACGUGUUUGAGUUUGUGAGGUCUUCCAAACCGGGCUGUGAGUGCCCACCUCCUGGCCGUCCGCAGGGAAACAAAGUGCUUACUAUCAAUUCAGAUUGUUUCAAUUCAGCAAAUGAUCUUCUACACUUAUUCGUACAUAUUUUGGGUUUGGAUCAUCAACACAACAUGCACGAUAGAGACUCCUAUCUGCAUAUAUUGUGGCAAAAUUUAACUGCAGAAAUAAAAGAAGAAAUGCAGAAGACACUGCCACCGGCAGCAUCAGCAGGUUUUGCGUAUGAUUACCAAAGUGUUAUGCAUUACCCCUGGCUUCAGAUUAAAGAUGGAGUCACUAAUGUUAUGUAUCCUAUUUGGAACGAUGGCUGGGCAAUGGGGCAUUGGCAAGGACUUAGCUGGACUGAUGUACAGAAACUAAAUACUAUAUAUAAAGACGAAUGUGGAAAACGAAAAAGUGAAUCUCAA
Molecule: messenger RNA, 2079 nt
Organism: Brenthis ino (lesser marbled fritillary)
Lineage: Eukaryota; Metazoa; Arthropoda; Insecta; Lepidoptera; Nymphalidae
Source: the annotation of a GenBank genome assembly